Messenger RNA from Ciona intestinalis (vase tunicate), 1283 nucleotides. NCBI's taxonomy places the organism in Eukaryota, Metazoa, Chordata, Ascidiacea, Phlebobranchia, Cionidae. The record is from RefSeq and is a predicted model, not a curated record.
CGUGUGGGUAAAGUCCCAAUUGCAAAACAAAAUAAAGUUGAAUUUAUUUUACAACCGUGUUGCUGUGGAUAGAUUUAUAGAUUUAUACAACCAUAGCUUUGUAAAACUGUUUAUUAGCCUGUACUACAUUAGGUAGAAUGGUUGACGACGAUUACCCUCAAGAAUUAAACGACGUUUUUCGAUCAUUUGAUUCAAAAUUAUCAACGGCUGAGAAAACGUUGCAGCCUUUGUUUAAAAACCAAAGAUGCGAUCUAACGCGAGAGAUGGAACCAUUGGAGAUUGCCAAGUUAGAUUUGGUGACGGCGUAUGCCGUGAACUCAUUUUACUGGACUUACCUGAUAGCAAGUGGUGUAAACCCGAAAACGCAUCCCGUUAAACAAGAGUUGGAUCGGAUCAAAACAUACAUGGGGAAGGUGAAUGAGAUCGAGAACAGGAAAAAUGCACCAAGGUUGGAGAAGGAGGCAGCGAAACGUUUCAUCCGGAGCGCCAUGUUUGAUUCUGAUGAUAAGAAGAAAGAUGAAGAUCAUAAACCAACAUCAACUGUAGAUCAACCUAAACCCUCUGCUCCAACAUCUGAUCCUAAGACUCCAGAGUCCUCACUUCCCAAGCAACAAAGCUCCAAUAAAGACUGGAACAAGAAAAGAACAAAUAAACGAAGACGAAGUAAAAGUUCAAAGAAGAAGAAAGUUGAUGAGUCGUAAUUGGGGUUAUGAUGUCAUAAGGGGGUUAUUACAUGUCAAGAUGUCAUAGACCAGUGUCACAAAAUGAUCUGCUUUGAAUAUCUUACUGACAUAGGCGUCAUGUUUUUCAACGUUCUAGUGACUUUUUUAAAAUACAGUUACACUCAUUGUUGUCAAACAUAGGGAACCUCAUUGAUUAAUGUGGUGAAUGCAAUAUACUUUGGCUCUGCUUGUUUGUAUAGACACCUAACAGCAGUUGUUUUUUGAGGUAAAACUGAUGUGCUAAACAUCUGACAUCUUACCUGGUUCAAAAACGGGUGUUACACUCCAGGCAAUCCUAAUGUAACAUCUUUACAAACAAAAAUACCACUACUUACUUUGCCUGAAAUAAAUCCAGUUUACUACUUAACAACUUCCACUUAUUUAGGUGAAAAUGACCACUUUAUAGGUGUCGUGUAGAAAUUUAUUUUAGUUCAAAACUUUCACAGUGUUUAAAACAGCUUGGAAUAUUGGACGCAAAUACCAAGUUUCAAAAUUAGUUAAAAUGGAACGAUUGCGGUAACUUUAGUGAAAUAGAGCAAAAUAAAUAUAAACAAAAUAAAG